This is a messenger RNA of Drosophila hydei, 1543 nucleotides long. RefSeq names its product spindle assembly abnormal protein 6 homolog (gene Sas-6). The coding region runs from base 71 to 1495 and encodes 474 amino acids. The record is from RefSeq and is a predicted model, not a curated record. Gene Ontology annotation, cellular component: centriole; centrosome. The transcript has 4 exons. NCBI's taxonomy places the organism in Eukaryota, Metazoa, Arthropoda, Insecta, Diptera, Drosophilidae. Gene Ontology annotation, biological process: centriole replication.
UAUCGAUAGCCAUUAAUCGAAUACAGUUUUAUUUGUUUACUCUUUUUUUUGAGAAUUAUUUUUUUUAAGAAUGUGGGCGCCAAGUAAUGAAGAAACAUAUUUUGCCAAUAUGGACAACAAAAAGAACGUCGUACACAUAAUGCCUAGCGUGGAAAUGCUGGUUACCUUUUGUGCCGACAGGGAUUUAAUGCGCGCCAAAAAAGCUUGUUUACUGUACGCCGAAAAAGUGGAUUUCAAAGAGUUAAUCCAAUUACGUUUGGCCGAGAAAUGCGACCAGCGACGCAUGUACAUCACCACUGUGGACAGCGCAUCCUUUCAAGAACUAAAACAGGAUCAGUCGUUAAAUGUCACAUUCGCUGGAUUUAUGGAAAACGUAGUGCGCAUGCUGCAAGACUGUCAGGCCGGCAAACUAGAGCUGUGCCUAUCCGCUAGAGAAACUAUCGCCGAUCAACAGACUCAUGACUACCUUCUCCAGUUCGUAGAAAUUCGCGCUUUCAAGAAUCUUAUUCAUUUGUGUUUGCCCUGCCGUUCUGCUCCGCUGAACACGGUACUCUUUUACAUUAAUGCAACGCUAGAUGCUACGCAUAAGAAGCUCUUUUUGGUGGAGCAAAACACGCAGCAACUACAAAUGGAAUUAAAUGCACAGAAUGCCCAUAUAGAUCAGCUAAACUCCGAUAACAUCAAACUGCGUGAGGCUUUAGCGGAGAAUACACGUCAACUGAGUGAAAAGCAUUCCGCGGAGCUGAAAGAAAUGCAGCUCAAACUGGAGAAGCUGAACGAGCAGCGCAACAAUGAUUUGGAACGCAGCCGACGUUCGAUAGCUGGACUGCAGACUCAGUUGGAACGAGGGACGUUAGAGAAGGGAGAACUGAAGACAAUGCUAGAGCAAGUCGAGAAGCGCAAUCAGAGCUUAAACGAGGAGCUCACCUGCUGUAAAUCGCGUAUUUGCACGUUGAAAGAGCAACACGAAAAACUUCAUACCGAAUUAGCAGGAGCUAAGAAGCAAGAGCGGAAGUUAGAAUACAAAAUAGAAGACAUAAAACAGCACACACUCGAGCUACAGGAACACAUACAAAAGGGAAACAAGGAGAAGGCUAAUAUUGCGGCUGAGCUGGAGGCUGAGAAGAAGAUUUUGCAUACAAAGCGUCAAGCGCUGGAAAUGGCUUCCGAUGAAAUAGCUAAAGCGAAUCAAAUCAUCCUCAAGCAGUCGCAAGAGCUCCUCAGCCAGAAGAAGACAAUUUCAUGGCGCACCGAGGUGGCGCUACAACAGGAAAAGGCAAUCAAUGAGAAGGAGAAGCUGUUGAGUAUGCGUGAAGAGGAGUUGAGGCAGACACACUUAACUAUACAGCAGCUGCGCGAGGAAAUUCCACAGCAGCUGCAAUCCAUGCGACACUUUGCCCAGGCCCUUGAGGAGAAGUACACGAAUCAAAUCCUCACGCUCAAGGAACAUUUAGCCGGUAAAGAAAACUCUAGCCGCAGAGCUAAUCGCAAAUAGGCCAACUUAUAUUAAAUUAGUUAAUUUUAAGUAUUGUAUAAACAUGAU